This is a messenger RNA of Parnassius apollo (apollo), 504 nucleotides long. Lineage: Eukaryota; Metazoa; Arthropoda; Insecta; Lepidoptera; Papilionidae. The record is from the annotation of a GenBank genome assembly.
AUGGAUUCUGAGCACGAAGACGACUAUGAUUUGUGCUGUAUUGAAAGAUCAAACAGCAGUGCCUUACCAUUUGAUCCUAUCUCUUUGGAAAACAUUAUUUUAAAUAUUACUGACAAAUUUGAUUUUCGUGUGAUUUGGAACGAUCAAAGAGCAAAAAGCGCUUUACUGGUGACAACAGGAUUAACAGUCGCUGGGACUUUAAUUGGAAAGCACUAUGGCGGGAAAGUUGGUGCAACCAUUGGAGGCGCAGUUGGCGGCGCCUGUGGGAUAGGUUUUGUCGUUGUAUCAAUGCGAGAUAUAUGGGAGGACGUAAAAUCAAAACUGUCGGAGCUGUUUGACGUGGUCUAUGACUACCUGGCAGGACUGGGUAUAGAGGACUACAAGAAAGCGGCACAAUUUUUGAUACAUAAUGGCGAUUACAGUAAAGAACUUGCAAUGCUUAUAAUACAAAUUUCUUCCGACAUAUUGGGAAAAAAAAUAUUGUCCAGUUUGACCCCCGCGUAA